AUGUACCUGGAGGAUGAGACAUUUUUACAGUUUCUGCAGUUUUUCUACCAGCUCAUGCCAGAAGUGGACAUUCUGUACAACACACUGCAAAAACGCAGUGUCGAUGCGACCACAGUUAAUCGUGCUAUGGACAGCUUCAAAGACGCUGUGAGUCGCCUGAGGGACAAUGUGGAUGACAUCGCUCAGGAGAGAGAGGCAGCGCCAAAGAAACGGAGGAAAACAAACACUGCAGCAGUGAUGAGGGAAGCGUGUGACACUGUGGUUGCUCAAGUGGAGGAGAGCCCUGCGGCCACGCAAGUACGCGCCUCCAGCAACGACUGUGCCAUCCGCCCCGAGGCCUCCCGCUUCCACGCAAGCCUCCUUUCUGGUUGGAAUCUACGAACUGUUCAUCACCAGCCUCUUUCCCUGGCUCGCGUGCACCAGCAGCUGGACCAAACUAGCAGGCUUCAUAACUCCCGCCUGCCCGGACAAAGAAACCACGUGGGCUGUUUCCCAACCCAAAGCCCUUCUCCAUCCUCUACGCUCCUCCAAACUACGCCGUGCCCUGCGCUGCGUCUCCUGCGCUGCGUCUCCCACGCUGCGUCUCUCACGCUGCGUCUCCUACGCUGCGUCUCAUACGCCGCGCCCCACGCUGCGUCUCAGACCGACGCUGCGUCUCAAGCUACGCCGCGCCCCACGCUGCAGGGCAGGGGCGGCAUGGACACGCCCCUGGGAAGCCUAUAUGAGCACCCACACGCCAUUGUUCUUUCUCUUGUUUCUCCCGAAUCCACUAUAACAACCACCCCGUGGGUACGUGUCCCCUACACGGCCUACGCUCGCAACCUCCCUCUCAGCCCUGCGGCCACGCAAGUACGCGCCUCCAGCAACGACUGUGCCAUCCGCCCCGAGGCCUCCCGCUUCCACGCAAGCCUCCUUUCUGGUUGGAAUCUACGAACUGUUCAUCACCAGCCUCUUUCCCUGGCUCGCGUGCACCAGCAGCUGGACCAAACUAGCAGGCUUCAUAACUCCCGCCUGCCCGGACAAAGAAACCACGUGGGCUGUUUCCCAACCCAAAGCCCUUCUCCAUCCUCUACGCUCCUCCAAAGCACAGCGCACCAGAGGCGAAGAGGGAAAGGAGCGCUCAGUCCGUAUACGACGCAUCACACUGCGCUUGGAGAGAAGGACGCGCGGACACAACUAUGGCACGUGCAGCGUUAUAAGAGCUUUUGUCCGGUGCCAGCAGAGCCACUCGCUGCAUCCCCCUGUGUCCUGGUGUCCCGAGGCAGCUUCUCCUUCGAUGUGGGACCCUGCCUCUCUGCUCUCGUCAGGCUGAAAUCCUCCAGACUCAGGACCUCCGUCAUGGCAGCGCUGCUUCUUGGCCUGCUUCUGUUCGCGCUGCAGUCCCCUCCCAUCCCAUCCAGACCCGAACCCUGGCCUCCCGCUGAACCCACAGACCCCUCCCUGAGCCUGGACAAUGCCACCGCUCCCCACCCCAACGGGACGUCCCAGCAGUUGCCCAAGUUCAUCAUAAUCGGCGUGCGGAAGGGAGGGACGCGGGCGCUUAUCGAGAUGCUCAGCUUGCACAGUUCGGUGGCAGCUGCGCAGAACGAAGUGCACUUUUUCGAUUGGGAGAGCCAUUAUCAGAAAGGCAUUCCAUGGUAUUUAAGCCAGAUGCCUUUCGCCUACCCGGACCAGCUCACCGUGGAGAAAACGCCAGCUUAUUUCACCUCCGGAAAAGUCCCCAAACGCAUCUAUGACAUGAAUCCUGACAUCAAACUACUGCUCAUUCUUAGAGACCCCACUGAGCGCGUGCUGUCGGAUUACACGCAAGUUUUCUACAACCGGCUGCAAAAGCACAAGCGCUACCAGCCUAUUGAGUAUGUCCUGGUGAAAGAUGGCGACAUUAACCUGGGAUACAAGGCGUUAAAUCGAAGCCUCUACUAUGUGCAUAUGCAAAACUGGCUGCAAUAUUUCCCCAUGGACAGCAUUCAUGUUGUGGACGGGGAUGAGCUGAUAAGAGACCCUUUGCCAGAAAUGAAGCGAGUGGAGAGGUUCCUAAAGCUGGAGCCGCAGAUAAACGCAUCCAAUUUUUAUUUCAACAAAACGAAAGGUUUCUACUGUUUGAGAGACCACGGAAAAGACCGCUGCUUACAUGACUCAAAAGGACGGGCGCAUCCUCACGUGGCCCCAGCCAUUUUGCAAAAACUUUACAAAUUCUUUCACGAACCCAAUCAGAGGUUCUUUCAGAUGGUGGGGAGGACAUUCAACUGGAAAUGA
This is a messenger RNA of Knipowitschia caucasica, 2256 nucleotides long. Lineage: Eukaryota; Metazoa; Chordata; Actinopteri; Gobiiformes; Gobiidae. The record is from the annotation of a GenBank genome assembly.